GAGAACUCACAGCAACAAAUAACAAAGCUAAUGGGGAAAAUCCCAUAAUAAAAAUGAAGAUAGAAAUUACAGAGAUGGAGGACGUUGGCCAGGAGGAAAUGGAGCCAUCUUGCUGCACCUGCUGGAGAGCAAUAUUCACCCGCUUCAGUAACAGCAGGAAAAGGCGUGUCAAACAGCCUUCUGAAAAUCACAGAGUUUCCAGGGUCCUCAACCGCCUGAGAAGGAGGCUGAAAGAGAGGCAGGCACAGGCCGCCGGCAAAUCCAGCGUCUCUGGAUCUCAGAAAGCCACCGAAACCAACCAGGUCACUGCCACCACCGAGGUCACCCAGCAAGCCCAGGUGACGGGUGCGGACUCGGAGCCGCUUAUUUGGUCCAGGUGGUUCAUCACUCAGCAAAGGAGGAAGCUGGAGCUACAGGCUGAGGCUGCAAAGGCAGCAGCAUCAAAGCCGAGCCUCCAUAAGACCCAGACAGGCGAGGCCACCGAGACCAUUGAGAUCCCCCAGGGGGCAAUGAAGACCAUUGAGGUCUCCGAGACCAUUGAGGAUCAUUUGGGCCAGGAAGUGAUGGCAUCUGACCUCCCAGACAUGGCUGAGGAGGCAGCCACUCAGGAGACCAGGGGAUGCUGGGGGGACGACCAGUCUACCCAUCUGGAGGAUGAGGCUACUGAGAAGGCAAAGGGAGAGCAGGGCCCAAUCCCAGAAGAUGAUGUGGACAGUGUGAGUUCCUUCAGUUUAAACUGCAGUGAGCUGGACAGAAUUCUCAAUAUGGAGGAGUGUGACAUGAACAGUUUGAGCAGUAGUCUGCAAGACCUUGUCAUGGAGAGACAGUACAAUAUGUACGAAGACCCGGAGACCGUGAGCAUCGCUUCCACCUGCUCAGACCUCAGUGGGCUUGACGGACUCCAACAUGCAAAGGAUGACCUGGAUACUCUGAGCAUCGCUUCCAGCAGCUCAGACCUCAGUGAGCUGGAGAGACUCUACCAAUCACAAGAUCACCUGGAUGUUCUGAGCAAUGGUACCAGCAUUUCAGACCUAGGCCUGCCCCCAGUACACACUCAGGAUUGAACCAUAUGGAUUUUCGGACUGAUGAACGUCGAUUUUUGGAUUUUGGACUUUUGAACACGGCUUUUUGGAUUUGUGGACAUGGAUGAUUGAAUUCAUGAAUGUGGAUUUUUUUUUAAAUUAUAUAAACAUAAAAAACAACACCCUGUUGAAAAAUGCCACCAACAUGUUAGUAAAAGCUGCUAACAAUAGCAACAUGUCUGUGAUGACAUGGGAAUAAUAUGGUAGUAGCACCCGUUAGUGAUUUUUGGGAUGUCUCUGAGCAAGGAUUUCAUGAUUCAGCACUCGCCUCCAUGGUGCGGAGGCAAUUACCCUGUCAGCCGGUCCCUAGGACCAGCUCUGAACUAUAACCAUCCCCUGCAGACAGCUCCGACCAGCCCUGAACCAACCAUCCCCUGCAGACAGCUCCUACCAGCCCUGAACCAACCAUCCCCUGCAGACAGCUCCGACCAGCCCUGAACCAACUAGCCCCUGCAGCAGGCCCCUACC
Molecule: messenger RNA, 1550 nt
Organism: Engraulis encrasicolus (European anchovy)
Lineage: Eukaryota; Metazoa; Chordata; Actinopteri; Clupeiformes; Engraulidae
Exons: 9
Coding region: 54-1064 (336 amino acids)
Source: RefSeq, a predicted model, not a curated record